UUUGCAAUGCCACCCUGUUUCCAUUCCUCAAGCGCGCUUAGCUUUGCCGGCAUCCAAGAUGGAAGGAAAGACGAUCUUCGCAUCUCACAUGCCGGCCACCGCUUCGCCAUCGCCGCGGACCACUGGUGUGCCGCCACUGCCGAAUGAGGAAAGGGUGAUGAUGUAUUCCGCCAAGAUGGACGAUAUGGUGAUCGCAGAGACUUACAAGCAUGUCCCAUUUAGAUCGCGAAAACAGAGAAGAUUGCCAAGAGGUGGUGCAGGUGAUGCAACUUCACUUAUAGAAAUGGAGUCUUCAAAACCAGAGAACAAAACUUCCAUAGUCAUCCAUGGCAAAAGUACUCGUGUGUAUAGAACAGAUGUUUCCUCUUUUAAAGCGCUCGUCCAACAAUUGACUGGCAAUACAUCCAGCAGUCCUAUUCCCAGACCUGAAAACAUCUCUGAUGUUACGAGCGCUAAAACAGAUGACUCUGCCAUUACCAAUGUCAAUACUUGUGACCAGAAGGGGUUCUCAGUAGCCUUUUCACCUUUGCGUAAUAUGGAGAUCGAAGGAGGAGUAAGGGAUACUCAAGAAGAGAUUAUUGGAAGAGUAGACAAUAAGCAUGAGGAGAUCACAGGAAGAGUAGACAAUAAGUAUGAAGGGAUCUUCGAUAGAGCUUCUGACAAGCAUGCGAUCAUGGAACUCAUUUUGUCACAUGACCCCGGCAACAAACGUUUUACUACCGUCUGCAUCGUAGGUGCUGAAGGUCUCGGCAAGACAGCUCUGGCUUCUCUUGUUUACUGUGACGACACUAUGCGCAGAACCUUUGAUGCAAGGGCAUGGCUGUGCUUAUCUGAUGCAUGUGAUUAUGAGGGAUUACUCAGAUCUGUCGUGGCAUCUCUUACUGGUGUCUCAUGCAGGAUCAGCGAGCGAGAGGGACUUGAGGAGGUAUUGGAAGAAGAGCUCAUGGGAAAGACGUUCUUGCUUGUCUGGGCUAAUUUGCAUGAGAAUAAUGUUGAUGUCUGCAGGCAUCUCCUUCCUUUGUUGAGCGUUGGUGACAAGGGAAGUGCGGUCAUGGUUACCACAAGCAGCAAUAUGGUUGCUGGGCACCUUGGCACAGCACAUACUUACAAUUUGAAGCCUUUCAGGCACGACGUCUUCCUGAACAUGGCCAAGCCCGAUUUUGUAGAAUACUCCCCCCUGAAAAGAAUCAUUAGCAAAAUUAUUUCGGAGUGUUCGGGCUUUCCAAUAUUUGCUAAGGUAAUUCGUGGCAUUUUGUACUCAGCUUCCACUCAGGUAUGUCUUGAUGAUAUUGUUGGUCGUAAGUUGACAGAGAUCUUGAGCAAACCAUAUAGCCACCUACACCAUCUGUUAUAUCUCAGUUAUAGCUGCUUGCAUCCAAAUCAGAAGAGGCGCCUUUUAUACUGCUCAAUGUUUCCAAGAGACUAUACCUACAACAGAGAGAAGUUGCUUAGGCUUUGGAUGUCGCAAGGAUUUAUUGUACCAGAGAAGGAAAAGCACAGACAUGAUAACUGCAAUGAUGCCUUCGAUGAGUUGUUGUUCAGGUCAUUCUUCGAUUAUUCGCCGUCAAGUGAGCUCAGAGAACAAAAGUAUGUGAUGUCUGAGCUGUCUUCCCAUCUUGCAUGGUCUGCUUCUGGUAAUUCUGGUAAUAAAUUCUUCAGAGCACAUGAUCAUGAGUUACAUUGCAUACCAAAAGAUGUUCAUCAUUUAUCAGUUAUCCCCAAACACUGUGAUUCUGAAAUAUACUUCAGCUCUUUCACAGAACUUAGAGAUUUGAGCACGUUUUUACUUGUAUGUAACUCUCAGUUCGAAUCUAGUGAUAGUCAGUUCCAUAUUAUGGAUGUUAAGGCACUUGGUGAGUGCUUUCAUAAUUUCAAAUGCUUGAAGACUUUGGAUUUGAGUCAUACAGACAUGAAAGAGCUUCCAGAAUCAGUUGGUUACAUAACUUCCUUGUGCUUUCUUGGACUAAAUAACACAAACAUCAGAAGGCUUCCGAAUUCCGUAUGCAACCUUUUCAACUUGCAAACUUUGGAGCUACAAAAUUCAGCUUAUCUGGUGGAGCUGCCCAAUGAUAUCAAGAAUUUGACUAGCCUCUGUCAUCUUGAUGCUUCUAAAGAGCAUGGUGAAAUUUAUGUUCCUCCUGGAAUUGGGCAACUAACAAAUCUCUGGACUUUGACAACAUUUACUGUAGGAGGUGUUUCAUGGGAUUGCAAAGUUUCGGAACUAGCAUAUUUGAAUAGCCUGAAGGGAUGUCUCCACAUCCGGAGUCUGAAUAAUGUUAAAAAUGCAGAGGAUGCAAGGGGAGCUUGCCUAGCUGCAAAGAAGCUCAAGAACUUAUCGCUAGAGUGGUGCAAGAGAGGAGAAGAUGUUGAAAGCAACGACAGCAUAUUUGUUGCAGAAGAGGUUCUUGAAGCACUUGAACCCCAUAUUCUACUGAGAGAGCUGAAUAUAAAAGGUUACUAUGGCCUGAAAUUCCCUAGCUGGAUAGGAAAUCAUUCACAGUCUAACCUAGACUCCAUCACACUUGAUAAUUGCUAUGAUUGUGAGAAGCUCCCACCUCUCGGUGUGCUUCCAGCCCUCAGAUGCUUGUUCAUUCAAAAUCUUAGAAGAGUUCAACUAAUAAGUUAUGAAUUUUGUGCCACCGACAACAUCAGUCACAAGAGCUUCCCAAAGCUAGAGAUACUGAAGCUGCGUGAUAUGUACAAUCUAGAGUGUUGGCAUGAUGUGAUGGAUGGAGAUUUCCCUUCGCUUCGCAGCUUGUCAAUCGAGAGGUGUCCAAAGUUAAAGUCCAUUCCUUGUUUCCAAUUCAUAUCCGAUAUCUCAAUUAUGUCUUGCAGCAAGUUGAACCUGCCUGGCCUGCAGUCUCUUCAGACCUUGAAAGUUGGUGACCUGAGACGGCGGAUGUCCUUUUCCCUCUCAUGUGAACUGCGCUCACUUCUGAUGCUAGAGGUUAUAUGUUGUGAACAUCUUUGUUCGGUGGAUGGCCUCAGCUGCCUGCAGUCACUAAAGCAUCUCAAAUUUAGAACUUGCCCGAGGCUCAACUUCGUUCAAGAUGAGCCACUUCCUGAUACUCUUGAAACUGUCGAUAUCCACAGCAACUGCUAUGCGCUCAGCAAAUGGCGGCCAAAUGGAUUUGAGGAGUUGCCUGAUGCGAGUGAGGUAUACCGGAAGUUCGUCAGGCGGAAAUGCGAGGGCAAACGAGUUGAUGAUGCAGUGAUGCAAGGAGCCAUGAGUCAUAAGCCAUGAAGGAACACGGUGACAAUGUUAUUGGCGCUCUCACGGUUAUCUGAAGGACUCGAGAAGGUGGCGAUGGAGGCCUUAUGCAGAGCACGGGGUCGAUGCGAAUUCUGAACUAGCUUCUGUUUCCGAUGCUGAAGAACUCCGUUCUGUUCGUCCUGUGUUUUUUUUUUUCAGUCAGUCUUGUGGGUGUCUAGACCGCUGUCUUGCAGGGCCAGUUUGAGUUUCCUGCCCUCUAUUUGUUGCAUCUCGACGGUUCCGGAUUUUCAUCUUUGUUGAUGCAGUGUUAUCCUAAUCUGAUCUUAGGUAUUCAGCACCUAUCUGUGUUGCUGACUCAUGACUAUGAUGUUAGGUAUUUCAUUUUUCAGAGGUAUUUACUGAUUAAGUUUCUGUAGGCAAGAGUUUCUUCCGGUUUAUUAUAUGUUAGAGGUGGGGACAAUAGAGUUUUUUUUAUAAGCACGAGUGAUUAUGUAGUUAUAAAUUUCAAGUUU
Molecule: messenger RNA, 3726 nt
Organism: Phragmites australis (common reed)
Lineage: Eukaryota; Viridiplantae; Streptophyta; Magnoliopsida; Poales; Poaceae
Product: putative disease resistance RPP13-like protein 1
Exons: 3
Coding region: 59-3244 (1061 amino acids)
Biological process (GO): defense response to other organism
Molecular function (GO): ADP binding
Source: RefSeq, a predicted model, not a curated record